AAACAAUCAUGUUGAUGUCUAUCCUUCUUCGUUCAGUCACUGAGUUAUGUCCAGUUUAUUCUCCAUUUUUCGGAUCAAUGGGAAUUACUGCUUCUAUUGUUUUCACUGUAUUUGGUGGUGCAUAUGGAACUGCUAAAAGUUCAGUUGGUAUUAGCUCAGUAGGUGUUAUGAAGCCCGAAUUUAUUGUGAGAUCAGUUGCUCCAGUUGUUUUUGCUGGUAUUAUCGGUUUGUAUGGACUUAUUGUUUGUAUUCUGCUUUUUAUUAAUGUAACUAAAUCUGAAUAUUCUCUUAAUCGUGCCUUUUUGGAUCUUGGAGCUGGAUUAACUUGUGGUUUGUGUGGUUUGGCUUCAGGUAUGGCAAUUGGUAUUUCUGGUGAUUGUGGUGUAAGAGGAGCUGCACAACAACCAAAACUUUUUGUUGGUAUGCUUAUUUGUCUAAUUUUCUCAGAAGCUCUUGCUUUGUAUGGAUUUAUCGUUGCAUUGAUUAUGGCUUCAACUGGAGAAAAUUCAUGUGUUGCUACUGCUUCUUCAUCAAGUGCUUAAAUUAACAUACUUGUUGAGGUUAAUUGAUUAGUUUUUAAGUUAA
Molecule: messenger RNA, 585 nt
Organism: Entamoeba histolytica HM-1:IMSS
Lineage: Eukaryota; Evosea; Mastigamoebida; Endamoebidae
Product: V-type ATPase, C subunit, putative
Exons: 1
Coding region: 9-542 (177 amino acids)
Biological process (GO): proton transmembrane transport
Cellular component (GO): proton-transporting V-type ATPase, V0 domain
Molecular function (GO): proton-transporting ATPase activity, rotational mechanism
Source: RefSeq, a predicted model, not a curated record